AUGGAAAAUAACGAAACAGUUGAGGUAAACAAUGAUGAAAUAUUAUGCUUAUUCAUAGAUACGAAGAAGUAUCAGAAAACGAUAGGUGUUUGCUUUUAUAAUUAUUUAAAAUAUGAAUUUUUAAUGACUGAAUUUAUUGACAAUGGGUAUUUUACCGCCUUAGAAUCAUUGUUUAUACAGAAAAGACCAUGUAAGUGUUUUUUUAAUAGUACCACAGAUUUAGUUGAUGAUGAAAAAGUUUUGAAUCUAUUUAAGAUGUGUAAUAUAGAACCCAUUUUAACGGAUAAAAAAAAAUAUGAUAUAACAAAUUUAAAAGAAGAAUUAAAAUCAAUAAUACCACAAAAUGAUGAUAUUCGAAAUUAUGAUAAACAUUUAGAGUUAGAGAAUGCAAGUAAAUGCUUAAUGGUGUUAAUAAAUUAUUUAAAAUUUAAAGAAGAUGAAGAUAUAAACCAUCAAUGUAGUAUUAAUAUAUAUAAUAUGAAUUUAUAUAUGAGAUUAGAUAAGGCCGCUAUUACUGCAUUAAAUAUACUUCCAAAUAAAAAAAAUACCCAUAGUUAUAAUAAUAAUACAAGCUUAUUAAAAUUUUUAGAUAAAUGUAACACCUCUAUUGGAUCUAAAAAAUUAGUUUCUUGGUUAACACAACCAUUAACAAAUGCUUUAGAAAUCAAUCAAAGACUAAAUAUUGUUGAAACAUUUAUAAAUGAAGAUGAUAUACGUAAUAGUAUUUUUUGUAACUAUUUAAAAAGGAUACCUGAAUUAGAUAAGUUAAAUCAUUACCUAAAAGAAAUAAAUAAAAAUAAUGAUAUUAGAGUAAAUUCGAAAUAUAAUGAAGAAAUGAUAUUAAAAGAUAUUGUAAAAUUAUAUUAUGCAAUUUUAGAUUUUAAACAAAUAUAUUUUUUAUUAGUAUCUAUUAAUGGAAAACAUAAAGAAACAUUAAAUGAAAUUCUUAUUAAACCCUUACAUGAUAUAUUAAAUAAAUUUUCAAGAUUCUUAGAUAUGAUUGAAAUGACUAUUGAUUUAAAAGAAAUUGAAGAAAAUAAAGUUUAUUUAAUUUCAAAACAUUUCGAUUCAGAACUUGAACAAAUAUAUAAUGAAAAAAGUGCAUUAAUGAAAAAAAUUAAAAAUCAUAAAGAAGAUGUAGAAAAAGAUUUAUUUUCUGAUAAAUAUGAUAGACGUAAUAAAAAAGCAAUGAGAGAAGAUAUUAGAUUAAUAGAAUGUAAUACUAAUGGAUUUUUAUUUAGAGUGUGUAAAAAAGAUUGCCCCUUAGUUCAACAACAAAAAAAAAAAUAUUUACCAAUACGUAUGAAUAAAAACGAAUUUUUAUUUACAACAAAUACUUUAAAAAAUUUAUGUAGAGAAUAUGAACAUUGUUUAAGUAUUUAUAAUACACUACAAUCAGAAAUCGUAAAAAAAACAAUAUGUGCUGUAUCUACAUAUAUCCCAGUAAUUGAAAAAUUUAUAGAUGUAGUAUCUACAUUAGAUGUAUUAGUAUCAUUUUCUGUUGUUUGUUAUAAUUCACCUUUUACAUAUGUUAGACCAGCGUUAGUUAAAAAUGGAGAAAAUGUUAUUAUGAAAAAAUCAAGACAUCCAUUAUUAGAAUUACAACAUAAUAUAAGUAAUUUUAUACCUAAUGAUAUACAUAUGAAUAAAAAUAAAAGUAGAUUAAUAAUAGUUACAGGACCAAAUAUGGGAGGAAAAAGUACAUAUAUUAGGCAAAUAGCUAUAAUCUGUAUAUUGGCACAAAUAGGAAUGUUUGUUCCAUGUGAUUUUUGUGAAAUACCUAUUUUUACUCAAAUUAUGUGUCGAGUAGGUGCAUCUGAUUUUCAAUUAAAAGGAAUUUCAACUUUCUUAUCAGAAAUGAUAGAAGCAUCAGCUAUUAUAAAAAAUGCUGAUAAUAAUUCAUUAAUCAUUGUUGACGAAUUAGGUAGAGGAACAUCUACAUAUGAAGGAUUAGGAAUAAGUUGGUCUAUUGGAAAAUAUAUUUUAGAUAAUAUAAAAUGUUUUUGUUUAUUUGCUACUCAUUUUCAUGAAAUGUCAAAUAUAGCUUAUCAAUGUGAAGGUGUUAUUAACAGACACAUCGAAACAAUAAUUGAUCAAAAAAAUAAAAAAAUAUGCUUUCUAUACGAAAUUAAAGAUGGUGCAUCCAAUAAAAGUUAUGGUGUAAAUGUUGCUGAAAUAGCUAAACUUCCUAAAGAUGUUAUACAAAAGGCAUAUGAAAAAGUAGAAGAACUAGAAUCCGCUGAAAAUAAAUACUAUUUAAAAGAAAAGUUAAAUAUUGAUACUUCCUCUACCACCAAUGAAACAUAUAAAAAUAAUAUUUCCAAUUACGUAAAAAUUAAAGAUGAAAUUAAUUAUAUUUUUUCUUCAACAGACGAAACUGAGUUCAUCAAACGAUUUAUGUCCAAAAAGGCAUAUCUCAAGGAGCUCACCAUUUAA
Messenger RNA from Plasmodium vinckei vinckei, 2436 nucleotides. Its product is annotated as DNA mismatch repair protein MSH2, putative. Gene Ontology annotation, molecular function: mismatched DNA binding; ATP-dependent DNA damage sensor activity; ATP binding. Gene Ontology annotation, cellular component: nucleus; MutSalpha complex. Gene Ontology annotation, biological process: mitotic recombination; mismatch repair. Lineage: Eukaryota; Apicomplexa; Aconoidasida; Haemosporida; Plasmodiidae. The transcript has a single exon. The coding region runs from base 1 to 2436 and encodes 811 amino acids. The record is from RefSeq and is a predicted model, not a curated record.